AUGCAACAACAAAGAGUUCCUGAUGUUGACAUCAACGUGACUCCACGAGUGCUAAACUUCCCGAAAAAUGGAAGAACAUCUCUGGUCUUGAAGGCAACUGUUUCUGGCCGCGAUGAAGCAUAUCCAUGGUCGUUCUCCUUGGAAAGCCAGCUUCCAGAAUGUUUCACGAUCGUCGAGAAUCCAAUUCCCAUGGAUGGCCACUUUGUGGUCACAUACAAUGGACUACUUGGAACCAAUCUGAAAACCCUCCCAGACAUCACAGUCGUUGCCGAGCUGGGCAACUUCCGGAAGUAUCAAGGAGUGAAAAUUCAAGUUGGUGAUCAAGACGAAUUCGGGCAGAUCCGAACCAACGCACUCCAAUGCUUAAUUUGUGUUCUCCAAUUCACAGAAACUGGAGAUAGAAUGCCACGCAUUCUAUCGGGAUGUGGCCACACAUUAUGUGACUGCUGUAUCAAGGAAAUUGGUGAUGGAAAUAGAAUAGCGUGCCCAUUUUGCCGGAUAAUCACAAAUAAUUUCUACCCUCCAAACUUCUCUUUGAUCCAAGCCAUCGAGGAGAAGAACAAUCAGAUUGCGGUGUCUGAGUUGUCAGCACCCAAAUGCUGUGAUGACCCGACAGUCGAGUGCUCCGAGAAUCGGAUGCACGAAGCCACUGGUCAUUGUAGAGAUUGUUUGAAGGAUUAUUGUCAGAUAUGUUUUGCCGCCACACAUCCCACCAGAGAGUUGAACUCUCACGACUUCCUUCCAAUCAAAUUCAAAAAGAUUCAAAUUCCAAAGUGUAGAUGCUCGAGAGAUCAAGCAAGUCGUGUCUGCGUGAACCCAGUCUGCACGGAUCCCGAAAAAUUCCUCUGCUUGAGAUGCUUUGUAUUUCACCACAAAGCUUGUGGCGACUCCGAAAUAGCCAAAGAUCAUCUGGAGAAACACUGCGAUCAGAUCGAUGCUUUUCUGAAAAGAUUACAAUGGAACCAAGCGCACUUCACGAAGAAAGCAGAGGUGAUUGAAGACAGUCUCAACCGGCUGAAAGUGGAUUCUAAAGCCCACUUGAAGACAGUGAAGUAUUGGAAGGAUAAACAAGAAGUCAAGAAACACGUUCAAAAAGAGAAAGAGAGAUUGACUGCGAAAAAAGAACAGGCGUUGAGCAGAUCUGAGAGUGUGAGACCGCUCAUCAGAAAACUGGAGAAGUGUGUGGCCCGAAAGACGGAUCUGCAUCGGGUACAGGAAAUGAUCCAGGAGGCGCAAAUAGCCAAGUCCUGUAAAAUUGAGGACUUGGAUAAAUAUAGAGCUUCUCAUCGAUUCGACAAUAUCCCGAAAAGAAGACUACCACCCGUGAUUACCAUCGAUGACGGCGACGAUAACGACGAUGUCGUGAUUAUUCCGGUCAAAGAUCUUGCUCCAGGUCCGUCUCGAGCCCCAUCUCGAGCUCCGAGAUAUGCUCCUCGUGGCGAAUUGAGCACCCGGCAACUGAGAUCCGCAAUGAAGAGAGAACAGGAUUAA
Molecule: messenger RNA, 1491 nt
Organism: Caenorhabditis remanei
Lineage: Eukaryota; Metazoa; Nematoda; Chromadorea; Rhabditida; Rhabditidae
Exons: 7
Coding region: 1-1491 (496 amino acids)
Molecular function (GO): zinc ion binding
Source: RefSeq, a predicted model, not a curated record